AUGGGCUCGGGAAUCCUCUUCUCGUACCCCCAGUUGGCUACCCUUGCCGGCCUGCAGGGCGUCAUCGUCUACGCCCUUUCUUCUGCCUGCCCGCUGCUGAUCUUCGCUGCCCUCACCCCGAUCAUCCGCAGGAAGUGUCCUGAAGGGUUCGUGCUCACCGAGUGGACGAGGCAGCGAUACGGCGCCCUCGCCGCCCUCUACCUGGGCGCCUUGACUCUGCUUACCCUAUUUCUGUACAUGGUUGCCGAGCUGUCUGCGAUCGGCCAGGUCGUCGGCGCGCUGACGGGGCUGGAUGGCCUGCCUGUCGUCAUCGUCGAGUGCAUCGUGACGACUAUCUACACCUCGCUGGGCGGGUUCAAAAUCUCCUUCCUUACCGACAAUAUUCAAGGAGCCAUGAUCUGCUGUCUGAUCCUCAUCGCCACCAUCACCAUCGGCGCAAGAACGGAGAUCCGACCCGAGUUAAUCGCCGAUUCUGGAUUGCUCAACCCGAGUCUUAUCGGAUGGCAGAUCGUCUAUAUCCUGCCCGUCGCCAUACUGACCAACGACUUCUUCCUCGCCAACUAUUGGCUGCGCGCCUUCGCUUCCAAAACAGACAAGGACCUCUGGAUCGGCAUCUCGUCCGCCAUGAUCGUCAUCCUGAUCGUCUUGACCUUGGUAGGGUGCACAGGUCUGAUUGCCGUAUGGUCGGGAGCUUUUCCCGGGGAUCCGCCGAUGGAGGACGGCUCGGUCGCCUUCUUCCUAUUGCUCGAGCAAUUGCCUAACUGGGUCGUGGGUAUCGUCAUAGUCAUGGCGGUCUGUCUCAGCACGGCGGCAUUUGACAGCUUGCAGUCUGCCAUGGUGUCCUCCGCCUCGAACGACGUCUUCCGCAACCGCCUCAACAUCUGGUGGAUUCGCGGCGCGGUGGUGUUGGUCAUCAUCCCCGUAGUCGUUCUCGCGCUCGAGGCGCCAAGCAUACUGCAGAUCUACCUGAUAUCCGACCUCCUCUCGGCUGCCACGAUUCCGGUCCUCGUGCUCGGGCUGUCCGAGCGCUUCUACUGGUGGCGGGGCUUUGAAGUUGUGGUCGGUGGAUUGGGCGGGGUCCUGACCGUAUUCAUCUUUGGGACCAUCUACUACGGUGACGCCCAGCUGGGCGGGGAGCUCAUCCUCCUACAGCAAGGGCUGUAUAGCGGCGAUUGGGGCGCCUUCGGAGCUUUCAUCGCUGCGCCCGUUGGUGGGCUGCUGUGGGGAUUCGGCGCCCUAGCGGCGAGGUUGACGGUGCAAUUCGCCAUGUCGAAGGCGAGGGGAACCCGUUUUGACGCUCUCGAUUACCCCAUCGACGUGCCCCAGGAGGAAUCCGACAUCUCGGCUGACGCGGAGGAAGAGGCCAUAACCUCGAAGAUCACAGGGAAAUUCUUUUAG
Molecule: messenger RNA, 1398 nt
Organism: Durotheca rogersii
Lineage: Eukaryota; Fungi; Ascomycota; Sordariomycetes; Xylariales; Xylariaceae
Exons: 2
Coding region: 1-1398 (465 amino acids)
Biological process (GO): transmembrane transport
Cellular component (GO): membrane
Molecular function (GO): transmembrane transporter activity
Source: RefSeq, a predicted model, not a curated record